Molecule: messenger RNA, 663 nt
Organism: Lathyrus oleraceus (garden pea)
Lineage: Eukaryota; Viridiplantae; Streptophyta; Magnoliopsida; Fabales; Fabaceae
Product: ABC transporter C family member 9-like
Exons: 1
Coding region: 1-663 (220 amino acids)
Cellular component (GO): plasma membrane; intracellular membrane-bounded organelle
Molecular function (GO): ATP binding; P-type calcium transporter activity
Source: RefSeq, a predicted model, not a curated record
AUGGAAUGGUUAUGCAUCCGCCUAGAUAUGUUGUCUUCCAUCACAUUUGUCUUUUCCUUGAUGUUCUUGAUUUCAAUUCCACCUGGAAUCAUAAAUCCAGGCCUUGCUGGUCUAGCUGUUACCUAUGGACUGAAUUUAAACCAAAUACAAGCUUGGGUGAUAUGGAAUAUUUGCAACUUGGAGAACAAAAUUAUAUCUGUAGAAAGGAUACUUCAAUAUACAAGCAUUCAAAGUGAGCCUCCCUUUGUUUUAGAAGAAGAAAAUAGGCCAGAUCCUUCAUGGCCCGCAAAUGGCGAUGUUGUCCCACUUGAUGAAGAAUCAAUUAACCAUCUUCAGACUACAAUAAACCAGUUUACCAAUGAGGCACUUAGAACUCUAUGCCUUGCCUAUAUGGAAUUGGAAAACGAGUUCUCUGCCGAAGACACCAUUCCGGUUACUGGAUUCACUUGUAUAGGAGUUGUUGGUAUCAAAGAUCCUGUUCGUCCUGGUGUUAAGGAGUCUGUAGCACUAUGUCGUUCAGGUGGAAUAACCGUAAGAAUGGUUACAGGAGACAAUACUAAACCUGCAAAAAAACCAGUUGGCAACAUCAGCAUACACACUGAACCCAACAUGUGUGAACUCUGCAUAAAAUGCGAACUCAUGACCAAAAGGCUAGCCAAAUGA